Molecule: messenger RNA, 2592 nt
Organism: Hypomesus transpacificus
Lineage: Eukaryota; Metazoa; Chordata; Actinopteri; Osmeriformes; Osmeridae
Gene: zfand5a
Product: zinc finger, AN1-type domain 5a
Exons: 6
Coding region: 206-820 (204 amino acids)
Molecular function (GO): zinc ion binding; DNA binding
Source: RefSeq, a predicted model, not a curated record
CUUACUAAAGAAGGAAACAAACAUCGACGGAAAGCAACCGGAGAGACGGGGCAAGAGUACAGAGAGCAGUAUUACAUUCAGUCUCAAUCGGAGGAUACAUUGACACAGAAGACGUUAUUGCCACAGCUCACUGUGUGUUUACGGGAAACCCCGACUUGCGCGAAUACAUUGUUCUUCUUGUGGAAUUCCUAACAUCUGUACAGCGAUGGCCCAAGAAACCAAUCAGAGCCCCGUGCCCAUGCUGUGUGCCACAGGCUGCGGUUUCUACGGCAACCCCAGGACCAACGGCAUGUGCUCGGUGUGCUACAAGGACCACCUGAACCGACAGCAGAGCAGCGAUCGCAUGAGCCCCCACAGCCCCAUGGGAAGUGCCAUUAGCCCUAGCUCUGAAGCCUCAGCCAUCCAGAGACUGGAGGCCAGCUUAGCCAAAGUAGACCCAUCUGCUGGACCCGCUACAGACAUGUCUAGAACUAUCCAAGGCUCUCUUCCUGUCACUCAACAAAUGACAGAGAUGAGCAUCUCCAGAGAUGACCCAACAGACACCCCAGAGCCUGUGGUGACUCAGCCCACCGCCUCCAGCCCCCCAGCCCCCAGCGAGGAGGGAAAGGGGGACACCCCCAAAUCCAAGAAGAACCGCUGCUUCAUGUGCCGCAAGAGGCUCGGCCUGACAGGGUUCGACUGUCGCUGUGGUAACCUGUUCUGUGGCCUCCACCGGUACUCCGACAAGCACAACUGUCCCUACGACUACAAGGCCGAGGCUGCCGCCAAGAUCCGCAAGGAGAACCCUGUGGUGGUCGCUGACAAGAUCCAGAGAAUAUAGGUCUGACCUGUGACAAGGACUGUGUAUGUAGGUGUGCGUGCGUGUGUGUGUGUGACCAUAGACAUGAACACUGGCACAAGGGGUUAACGGAUUAUUAUGGACUCAUUCUGAAAAAUCCCAGCCUUGAGACAAGAUGAGAAAAAAAACAAGAUUCUGUAUGAGGAAGAUGCAUAGAUGAACACCUUUUUUUGGAAGGGGUGGGGCGGGGGGGGGCGUUGAAAUGAUUUUAUUUUCAGUUUUCCCUGACUUUUGUCUGUGAUGUCUUUGAAAAGAAUGUGUACUGUCUUCUGAAGAGCAAGCUUUGGGGUUGCCCAGGGAAGGUAGGACUCCUGUUGGACUGGUGGCCAUUUUGUGCCAAACUGCGGGAGGCCAUUUUGUGUUCAGACCAGUGCUUGUCGGUGUGUUCAAAAAGAGAGAGAGAAAAAAAGAAGAGCUCUCGUCCUGUGUUUCCAAGAGUCAGGUCAGCGUUCGGGAAUGUACGACGUUGCAAACGACAGAAUGCACGUGGGCUCUGUUUUCCGCCCCCUCACUCUUCUCUCUGUCCUGUCCUACCUAGCUUUACCUACCUCACAGCAGGAAGUGUGUUCCUCCUCGUCACAUUCUCCGCCCCAGCGUCUCUCUCUCCUUCCUCUUUGCCCACAAUCACUUUAUUGGCCAAUGCCAGGGGAGGCUCGUUGAAGACCUCCACAUUUCAGGCAGGGAUAGGUCGCCGCCUCGGACCUUUUGACCUCUGGGCCGCUCGCCAUCUUACAACAACUAUGGGACACGUGAUCCGUUUAUUUUAUUUUAUUUUUUUGCUUUGCAUUGAGAUGCCGUUAGGAGGAGAAGAGGACAAAAAAAAAAAAAAACUUUGAUUCUGUGAUGCUUGUGAACGACAUCAAGGACGAUGAAGUUCAGGGAGCAGAAGGGAUGACCCCUCGGAGGAGGGGUGGAGGGCCAGAGAUCCUAACCCCGGGGCCAGGUCCCAGGGUGAGGACUGCUCAUCAGGCGUCACCGCUGCUGGCGACGUGGAACCUGGAUGUCAACAUGCGCAUGGGCUGCUCUAUCUACAUGAAUGGAAUGAUCUGAAUGACUUGGAUUGUGCUUCAAGUGUUUGGCCAUUUCUUUUAUCUGCCGAAAAAGACUAUUUCUGUUCAAGUUGUGUUUCCUUCAAUAACAUAGUACUGAUAUUAGCACAUCCCUGUAUUUAGUGGAGGAUUGAGAUUAUGUGAACCAUGCUAUGUAUUCAUUUUUUGGACGCGAGUUUCUGUGAAUGCGUGAGCACAGGUUUGUGCGUUGUGUGUGCGGCGUCGGCACGCGUGCGUGCGAGUGUGUGUGUCCUCUGUGGAGCAAUUUGGUUUCAACAGCACAUGUUUACAAAGCUAAGAGGAGGGGCAUGCCAGUGCUCCGUUAGGAAAAUAGAGAGAAGACUUGACGUUUCUGCUCUCUAAUGACUAGUGGUCUGUGUUACUGAUACACGGGACGGGAGAGAAGCAUCUGUGUGAAUGUGCACGUGUGUUUGCGAGCUGUGUGCGCGCGUGUGUGUGUGUGUGAGACCCGUGUAGAUCAUUUUGUUCUGCCUUUAGGGAUGUGAGAUUAUUAUUCAUUUGAAACAAACCCUUUGUAUCAGUUUGAGUUCUCCAUUAUAAUUCUUAGUUAUAUGCAAAUUUGUACAAAAAAACAACAAAACAAAUGUUGGUAUUCAUGUAUUACAUAUAAUCUUGCUAGCCAGCAUUACAGCAAAAAUGUAUCAUGUAAAUUAAACUAUGUACAGAUAGAAGUGGAAAAAGGCU